CCGCGGGGCAGGACGGGAAGAGAAAGGGCCGCGACGUGAGCGCGCGACUCCGGCCGCCAUUUUGUUUCGGAGCGAGCGGAGAAGGAAGGAAGGAAGGAAGGGAGAGCGCCUCAGGAGACCGAGGAAGCGAGGGAAGGCAAAGAAGGCAGGCCCCGGCACGCUCGAGGUGCCAUGGUUCAGAAAAGAUUGAGAACACCGGGAAAGAAGAGCUGAAGACACAGCAGGAACUGAGUUAUCUGCUAACUAGGGGGAAAAACAUUAACCUGUCUCUGAGGUGACUAAAGGGGAAUAAUGGUGAUUUUGCGCCGGGCUCGGCCGCCUGCUUCCGCCCCAACCAGCAAUGAAUCUUGACUCGCUCUCGCUGGCCUUGUCUCAAAUCAGCUACCUGGUGGACAAUUUAACCAAGAAAAACUACCGAGCCAGCCAGCAGGAAAUACAGCACAUUGUGAAUCGGCACGGUCCCGAGGCAGACAGGCAUUUACUACGCUGUCUAUUCUCUCAUGUGGAUUUUAGUGGCGAUGGUAAAAGUAGCGGCAAAGAUUUCCACCAGACCCAGUUUCUGAUCCAGGAGUGUGCGUCAUUGAUUACGAAGCCAAACUUUAUUUCGACACUGUCCUAUGCGAUUGAAAAUCCAUUGCACUAUCAGAAGAGUCUUAAGCCUUCACCCCAUCUUUUUACCCAGCUGAGCAAAGUUAUCAAAUUAAGCAAGGUUCAAGAGGUUAUUUUUGGCCUUGCUUUGCUCAAUUCCUUCAAUCCAGAUCUGCGAGGUUUUGCUGCUCAGUUCAUUAAACAGAAACUUCCUGAUCUCCUGCGUUCGUACAUUGACGCGGACGUCAGCGGAAAUCAAGAAGGUGGCUUCCAAGACAUUGCCAUAGAGGUCCUGCACCUCCUCCUCUCUCACCUUCUCUUUGGGCAGAAGGGAGCCUUCGGGGUCGGGCAGGAACAAAUCGACGCUUUCCUCAAAACAUUACGUAGAGAUUUCCCCCAGGAACGCUGCCCCGUGGUGCUUGCACCACUCCUGUACCCUGAAAAACGGGACAUCCUAAUGGACAGGAUCCUGCCGGACUCUGGAGGGAUAGCCAAGACCAUGAUGGAGAGCUCUCUGGCGGACUUCAUGCAGGAAGUGGGCUACGGCUUCUGUACAAGUGUGGAAGAAUGUCGCAACAUCAUCACGCAGUUUGGCGUUGGAGAGGUCACGGCUGCCCAGGUCGCCCGGGUGUUGGGGAUGAUGGCGCGCACUCACUCAGGGCUGACGGAUGGCAUCCCUUUGCAGUCCAUCUCUGCUCCGGGAAGUGGGAUCUGGAGUGACGGGAGAGAUAAGAACGAUGGCGCCCAAACCCACACGUGGAAUGUGGAGGUCCUGAUUGAUGUGCUGAAGGAGCUGAACCCAGCCUUGAACUUCAAGGAGGUGACGUACGAACUGGACCAUCCAGGGUUUCAGAUCCGUGACAGCAAGGGCUUGCAGAUUGUGGUGUACGGUGUCCAGCGAGGGCUGGGAUUGGAGGUCUUCCCUGUUGACCUCAUCUACAGGCCUUGGAAACACGCAGAAGGCCAGCUCUCGUUUAUCCAGCAUUCCCUCAUCAACCCGGAGAUUUUCUGUUUUGCCGACUACCCCUGUCACACGGUUGCCACGGAUAUCUUGAAAGCACCACCUGAGGAUGACAAUCGAGAAAUUGCCACGUGGAAGAGCCUGGACUUGAUUGAGUCCCUGCUGCGCCUGGCGGAGGUGGGCCAGUACGAGCAGGUGAAGCAGCUCUUCAGCUUCCCCAUCAAGCAUUGCCCCGACAUGCUGGUCUUGGCCCUCCUGCAGAUCAACACCUCCUGGCACACCUUGCGCCACGAACUCAUCUCCACGCUGAUGCCUAUCUUCCUUGGCAACCACCCCAACUCCGCCAUCAUCUUGCAUUAUGCCUGGCACGGGCAGGGCCAGUCUCCUUCAAUUCGCCAACUCAUCAUGCAUGCCAUGGCGGAAUGGUACAUGAGAGGGGAACAGUACGACCAAGCAAAAUUAUCACGCAUUUUAGACGUGGCCCAAGACUUGAAGGCCUUGUCCAUGCUGCUAAACGGUACUCCAUUUGCCUUUGUAAUUGACCUUGCUGCACUUGCCUCCCGACGGGAAUACCUCAAACUAGACAAGUGGCUCACAGAUAAGAUCCGGGAACACGGGGAGCCCUUCAUCCAGGCCUGCAUGACCUUCCUCAAGAGGAGGUGCCCCUCCAUCUUGGGCGGCCUGGUCCCAGAGAAAGACCAGCCCAAAAGUGCCCAGCUUCCGCCCGAGACUCUGGCCACGAUGUUGGCUUGUCUUCAAGCCUGCGCUGGAAGUGUGUCUCAAGAGCUGUCGGAAACGAUUCUCACGAUGGUCGCCAACUGCAGCAACGUCAUGAACAAGGCCCGGCAGCCUCCCCCCGGAGUCAUGCCCAAGGGACGCCCGCCCAGUGCCAGCAGCCUAGAUGCCAUCUCUCCUGUCCAGAUUGACCCCCUGGCGGCCGGGAUGGCCUCUCUCAGCUUGGGCACCUCGGCGGUCCCGCACACGCAAAGCAUGCCGGGCUUCCCUCCCAACUUGAGCUCCGCUUUCAGCACUCCUCAGUCGCCCGCAAAGGCGUUUCCACCGCUUUCCACACAAAACCAGAAUACUCCUUUUAGUGGGAUCGGCGGACUCUCUUCUCAACUUCCAGUAGGCGGCCUUACGACGGGGAGCCUGGGGAUCGGGACCGGGGCCCUGGGCCUCCCGGCAGUGAACAACGACCCCUUCGUGCCACGGAAGCUGAGCACCUCGGGACUGAACCAGCCGACAUUCCAGCAGAGUAAGAUGAAACCUUCUGACUUAUCUCAGGUAUGGCCAGAGGCAAACCAGCACUUUAGCAAAGAGAUUGACGACGAGGCCAACAGCUACUUCCAGCGUAUUUAUAACCACCCGCCACACCCGACGAUGUCCGUCGAUGAGGUGUUAGAAAUGCUCCAGAGGUUUAAGGACUCCACCAUUAAACGGGAGCGCGAAGUGUUCAACUGUAUGCUGAGGAACUUGUUUGAGGAGUACCGCUUUUUCCCCCAGUACCCCGAUAAGGAGCUCCACAUCACCGCCUGCCUCUUUGGCGGGAUCAUCGAGAAAGGACUGGUCACGUACAUGGCCCUCGGCCUGGCCUUGCGCUAUGUUCUCGAAGCCUUACGAAAGCCUUUUACCUCCAAAAUGUACUAUUUUGGGAUCGCUGCACUAGAUAGGUUUAAAAAUAGAUUGAAGGACUAUCCUCAGUAUUGUCAGCACUUGGCUUCUAUUAGUCACUUUAUACAGUUCCCUCAUCACCUGCAGGAGUACAUUGAAUACGGGCAACAAUCCAGAGACCCUCCGGUGAAGAUGCAGGGCUCCAUCACCACCCCGGGGAGCAUUGCACUGGCCCAAGCCCAGGCUCAGGCCCAAGCUCCGGCCAAAGCCCCGCUGGCCGGCCAGGUCAGCACCAUCGUCACCACCUCCACCACCACCACCACGGCGGCCAAGACCACCAUCACCCCCGUGGGACGGGUCAGCUUCAAGAAGGACGUGCCGCCUUCCAUCAAUACAACCAACAUCGACACUCUGCUGGUGGCCACCGAUCAGACGGAGAGGAUUGUCGAGCCCCCCGAAAACGUGCAGGAAAAGAUUGCCUUUAUCUUCAACAACCUGUCUCAGUCCAACAUGACCCAGAAGGUUGAAGAACUGAAGGAAACGGUGAAGGAGGAAUUCAUGCCUUGGGUCUCGCAAUACCUUGUGAUGAAGAGAGUCAGCAUUGAGCCAAACUUCCACAGCCUUUAUUCCAAUUUCCUGGACACCUUGAAAAAUCCAGAGUUCAACAAAAUGGUCCUGAACGAAACCUACAGAAACAUCAAGGUGCUCCUGACAUCCGACAAAGCCGCUGCCAACUUCUCGGACCGCUCCUUGCUGAAGAACUUGGGCCAUUGGCUGGGCAUGAUCACCCUUGCUAAGAACAAGCCCAUCUUGCACACGGAUCUGGACGUGAAGUCCCUGCUGCUGGAGGCCUACAUUAAGGGGCAGCAGGAGCUGCUCUACGUCGUGCCAUUUGUUGCCAAAGUCUUGGAAUCCAGCGUCAGGAGCGUGGUUUUCAGGCCCCCAAACCCUUGGACCAUGGCGAUCAUGAAUGUAUUGGCCGAGCUGCACCAGGAGCAUGACUUAAAACUGAACCUGAAGUUUGAGAUCGAAGUGCUCUGCAAGAACCUGGCCCUCGACAUCAACGAACUGAAGCCGGGGAACCUCCUGAAAGACAAGGACCGCUUGAAGGCCCUCGAGGAGCAGCUCUCGGCCCCAAAGAAAGACGUCAAGCAGCCCGAAGAACUGCCGCCCAUCGUCACCACGACGACUUCCACCACGCCGGCCACCAGCACCACUUGCACGGCCACGGUACCUCCUCAGCCGCAGUACAGCUACCACGACAUCAACGUCUACUCCUUGGGAGGCCUUGCGCCGCACAUUACUCUCAAUCCAACUAUUCCGCUCUUCCAGACCCACCCGCAGCUGAAGCAGUGCGUGCGGCAGGCCAUUGAGCGGGCGGUGCAGGAGCUCGUCCACCCCGUGGUGGACCGCUCCAUCAAGAUCGCCAUGACCACCUGCGAGCAGAUUGUGCGCAAGGACUUCGCCCUGGACUCGGAGGAGUCCCGCAUGCGGGUGGCGGCCCACCACAUGAUGCGCAACCUGACGGCCGGCAUGGCCAUGAUCACCUGCAGGGAGCCCUUGCUCAUGAGCAUCGCCACCAACCUCAAGAACAGCUUCGCCACCGCCCUGCGGGCAGCUUCCCCGCAGCAGCGGGAGAUGAUGGAGCAGGCGGCCGCCCAGCUGGCUCAGGACAAUUGCGAACUGGCCUGUUGCUUCAUCCAGAAGACGGCGGUGGAGAAGGCCGGCCCCGAAAUGGACAAGAGGCUAGCCACGGAAUUUGAGCUCAGGAAACACGCGCGGCAAGAGGGCCGCCGGUACUGCGAUCCGGUGGUGUUGACCUACCAGGCGGAACGCAUGCCGGAACAGAUCAGGUUAAAGGUCGGUGGUGUGGACCCAAAGCAGUUGGCUGUAUAUGAAGAAUUUGCACGCAAUGUCCCGGGUUUCCUACCGACCAACGAUUCAACGCAACCCACAGGCAUCCUGGCCCAACCAAUGAAGCAAGCCUGGGCGACGGACGACGUGGCGCAGAUCUACGACAAGUGCAUGACGGAGCUGGAGCAGCACCUGCAGUCCAUCCCGCACACGCUGGCCAUGAACCCCCAGACACAGGCCCUGCGCAGCCUCCUGGAAGCCGUGGUAGUGGCGCGCAACUCCCGGGACGCCAUCGCCGCCCUCGGGCUGCUCCAGAAGGCUGUGGAAGGCUUGCUGGAUGCCACCAGCGGUGCCGAUGCCGACCUGCUCCUGCGCUACCGCGAGUGCCACUUGCUGGUGUUGAAGGCCUUGCAGGACGGGCGCGCUUAUGGCUCUCCGUGGUGCAACAAACAGAUCACAAGGUGCCUGAUUGAGUGUCGAGACGAGUAUAAAUACAACGUGGAGGCCGUGGAGCUUCUGAUCCGCAACCACCUGGUGAACAUGCAGCAGUACGACCUUCACCUGGCUCAGUCGAUGGAGAACGGCCUGAACUACAUGGCCGUGGCCUUUGCCAUGCAGCUGGUGAAGAUCCUGCUGGUGGACGAGAGGACGGUGGCCCACAUCACCGAGGCCGACCUCUUCCACACCAUCGAGACCCUGAUGCGGAUUAACGCUCACUCCAGAGGGAACGCUCCAGAGGGGCUCCCGCAGUUGAUGGAGGUGGUGCGCUCCAACUACGAGGCCAUGAUCGACCGGGCGCACGGCGGGCCCAACUUCAUGAUGCACUCAGGCAUCUCCCAGGCCUCCGAGUACGACGACCCGCCGGGCCUGCGGGAGAAGGCCGAGUACCUCCUGCGGGAGUGGGUCAACCUCUACCACUCGGCCGCCGCUGGGCGCGACAGCACCAAGGCCUUCUCCGCCUUUGUUGGACAGGUAGAGCUUGGGGAGAGAGAGAUGCACCAGCAGGGCAUCCUCAAGACGGACGACCUGAUCACCCGCUUCUUCCGGCUCUGCACCGAGAUGUGCGUGGAGAUCAGCUACCGGGCGCAGGCCGAGCAGCAGCACAACCCGGCCGCCAACCCCACCAUGAUCCGGGCCAAGUGCUACCACAACCUGGAUGCCUUUGUGCGCCUCAUUGCGCUGCUGGUCAAGCACUCCGGAGAGGCCACCAACACCGUCACCAAGAUCAACCUCCUCAACAAGGUGCUUGGGAUCGUGGUGGGGGUCCUCCUGCAGGACCACGACGUGCGGCAGAGCGAGUUCCAGCAGCUCCCUUACCACCGCAUCUUCAUCAUGCUGCUCUUGGAAUUGAACGCCCCCGAACACGUCCUGGAGACCAUCAACUUCCAAACACUCACAGCCUUUUGCAACACGUUCCACAUCCUGCGACCGACCAAAGCUCCCGGUUUUGUUUACGCCUGGCUGGAACUGAUCUCCCACCGGAUAUUCAUUGCGCGGAUGCUGGCGCACACCCCUCAGCAGAAGGGCUGGCCUAUGUACGCUCAGCUGCUCAUCGACCUCUUUAAGUACCUGGCUCCUUUCCUGAGGAACGUAGAACUCGCCAAACCUAUGCAAAUCCUGUACAAGGGCACGCUCCGGGUGUUGCUUGUGCUGCUCCACGACUUCCCGGAAUUCCUGUGCGACUACCAUUACGGCUUCUGCGACGUGAUCCCUCCCAACUGCAUCCAGCUGAGGAACCUGAUCCUGAGUGCCUUCCCGCGGAACAUGAGGCUCCCAGACCCCUUCACUCCCAACCUGAAGGUGGACAUGUUGAGCGAGAUCAACAUUGCCCCCCGCAUCCUCACCAACUUCACGGGCGUGAUGCCCCCACAGUUCAAGAAGGACCUGGACUCCUAUCUCAAGACCCGCUCCCCGGUCACCUUCCUCUCCGACCUGCGCAGCAACCUGCAGGUGUCCAAUGAGCCCGGCAACCGCUACAACAUCCAGCUGAUCAACGCGCUGGUGCUGUACGUGGGCACGCAGGCCAUUGCCCACAUCCACAACAAGGGCAGCACCCCCUCCAUGAGCACCAUCACCCACUCGGCCCACAUGGACAUCUUCCAGAACCUGGCGGUGGAUCUGGACACGGAAGGCCGGUACCUCUUCCUGAACGCCAUUGCCAACCAGCUCCGGUACCCCAACAGCCACACGCACUACUUCAGCUGCACCAUGCUCUACCUGUUUGCGGAGGCCAACACGGAAGCCAUUCAGGAGCAGAUCACCAGGGUCCUCUUGGAGCGGCUGAUUGUGAACAGGCCUCACCCGUGGGGACUCCUCAUCACCUUCAUCGAGCUGAUUAAAAACCCGGCCUUCAAGUUCUGGAACCACGAGUUUGUCCACUGCGCGCCAGAGAUUGAAAAGCUGUUCCAGUCGGUGGCCCAGUGCUGCAUGGGGCAGAAGCAGGCGCAGCAAGUCAUGGAAGGCACGGGGGCCAGUUAGGGCCCGCCGUCCAACUGGGAAGUCCGCCCGAGGCCUCUAUCCAUCCACCUCUCCACCCCUUCCUUAAGUCCCUUGCUUCUGGCCAAGAGAAGAGGGAAGGCCUGCGGUGACGAGCCUCCUCCUCCUCCGGCCGUGGUGCCGGGAGGAGCGCACCCUUCUCUUUCUGCGUCGGCAGCCCCGUUUCCAAAGUUCCAAUCGACGUUCUGACUCUCUCUCGGCCAAAAAACGCAGAAGAUGCUGUGAAUAUAAUGUUUGUAAAUACACCAGAGCGGGAGGGCGGGGCGGGAUUGGUCAGUCUGGACUUUUGGGGUUUGUGCAAAUGGGGGGGGAAGCGCGAGGGAGGAAGCGAGGCCAAGUGCGGGUCGUCCCACCCCAGGCUCCCAAAGAGUGCGGAAAAGCCAGUUUAAAUAUUAUGUAACUUAUUUUUUUUUCUUGCGGGUGGGGCGACGGGGGCGGCUCUCAAUCACAAGUUUGUCCGAACGGGGGGAAAGGGAAGGACGGCACUGGGAUUGGGGUCUCCUCCUCGUCCGUCUCCUCCUCCUCAAGAGAGAGAGAAGUUGUUUUCUUUGGUGACCCCCCUUGUAUAUGUACAUUUUGGGGCGAGCGGGGAGGGUGUGCAGGUCUAGGAACCGCUCCCCUGUGGCCACAGAGCUUUUGAGUUUGUACAAAAAAAAAUACAGAAGAAGAACAAAAAAAAGGACCAAUACAGCCCAUUUUGUAAGGAUUUUGAAUGUUUUGUAAAUGUAUUGGUCCGUGUGUUGUAUUUUGUAGCCUUUCUAGUUCUCUCUUGGGCUUUUAGUUUCUCCCACUUCUUGUAUGUAUGCAUUCUGUAGUUAAAAACAUUAAAGUCAUGACAAGCA
This is a messenger RNA of Anolis sagrei ordinatus, 8352 nucleotides long. RefSeq names its product CCR4-NOT transcription complex subunit 1 (gene CNOT1). Gene Ontology annotation, cellular component: P-body; CCR4-NOT core complex. Gene Ontology annotation, molecular function: molecular adaptor activity. NCBI's taxonomy places the organism in Eukaryota, Metazoa, Chordata, Lepidosauria, Squamata, Anolidae. The record is from RefSeq and is a predicted model, not a curated record. Gene Ontology annotation, biological process: nuclear-transcribed mRNA catabolic process, deadenylation-dependent decay; negative regulation of translation.